UAGCUGAGUACGGAGCGAACAGGGAAAGUUGCUGAUCUCGGCCGAGCGUGGCCGUGAAUGCGGGCGCCUUCCCCUUUAAGAUGUGACCAGCUAGCGCAGUUCGCGGAGGAAGUAUCCGUACAAACCAGCGAAAACUGGACCGAAGGAGAACAUAAAUAAAGCCUUUCGGUACCCACGUUUACUCACAACGAUGCGUGCAUAUUCCAAUUAGCCGUUUUUGGGGAAGCCACUUUUAAUAAAACUCGAUUAAUCGGAAAGGGGGAUACUAAUGGCUAGCCUGUGCUAGCCACCGACUCACGAAAAGUAACAUUUGCCCCUCCGUGUGUAGCGUGUAUCCGGUCAGCACUAAAACUGUUCGCCGAGUAAAGAUUGUGAGUAUUAUGCACAAUAACUGUUACUGAUGUUUAGCUGCUUUAUGAUAUAGCAGGAUAAACUUAGGUCGGUAGAUACAAGCGGUGGGAUUGCAUUUGUCGGCCGGGUCUCCAGAUCGGUAGCUAUUUCCCCUGUGGAGGCGUACAAUAUCGAAGAAUAAAACGUCGUCGAGACAACACAGAUUUGUGAAGCUGCAAAGUAGCAUGGAAUUGCUGUGUUUUCGGUUACCCGGGCACGGCGAUGCCACCCUGCAAAAUAUGAACUCCCUGCGCACGCGACAGCAUUUCUGUGACAUCACCAUAGUGGCGAGCGACCAGCAGACGUUCAGGGGUCACAAAGUAGUGCUGGCUGCGUGCUCCCCCUUUCUGAGGGACCAGUUUUUGCUGAACCCUUCAUCUGAAUUGCAGGUGUCAGUGCUGCACAGUGCCAGCGUAGUGUGUCAGCUGCUUCAGUCAUGCUAUACCGGUAUACUGCAGUUCAGCACCAAAGAAAUCGUCAACUACUUAACAGCUGCAAGCUACCUGCAGAUGGAGAACGUGGUAGAGAAGUGCCGAGGAGCCCUGAGCCAGUAUCUGCAGCCCAGGACCCCCAGUCCUUCUGGGACCAUAAAACUAGAGGAGAAUCAGGCUUUGCCAGAUUUCGAAAGUGGCCGACAUUCUAUGCGCUCCAGAUCGCCACCCGCUGGCCAGUCGGGGUCAAUGCAGCUUUCUAGCCGCAGAAGCUCCCAGGCCUGUGCUGACGCACACAUUCAGACCGGCUCGUGCAAGGAUGACACACUUGAUGAGAGUGUUUCUGUGCUCAAGGUAAAACCAUCGGGUCCCACAGAGGAGUUUCAUGAAGAGGAGGAAAGGGAGGACUAUGAAGUAUUUCAGGUCUGCAUAGAGGAGGACGAAGAGGGAGAUGAGGAGAAGCGCAGGGAGGAAGACGAUGACGGCGUAGUGUCGCUGGACAACCAUUUCCAAGAAACGGUUAGAGGGAAAACUGGUGAUGAGGGUGAAGAGGAGAUAGCAGAACAUGUGGUUGGAAGAAUGGAAAGAGAGGGGUACAGAAUUUGGAGGAGAAGGCAUGGGGAACAGAGGGGUGGUAGGGCAAGAGGGCUUCGCCACAAAAGGCGCAACACCAGCCGCGAAAUGGGCUUUUCAGGACCGCAUUACCCCGACAACUGGCAUAUACCAACACCGGAUGAGAUAAUGGGCAGCUUUGGACUGGUCCAUUCUGAUUUUAACCAAGGGGGGAUUAAAUCUGCAUCAGUGGGGUACAUCUCCAGCUGUGACCUGGGGCAAAGUGGAACGGAACAGCUUACGCAGGUUCCAUAUGGGAUCAGUGAUGUCCAGGGAGAAUCUGUGGUCGAAGAGCAAGGUUUAGGGGACUCACCAGCUCAUUUUAGACUUGAGGAAAGCGGCAGAGGUCAGGCCAUGGGGCUGACGUCGGCACGGGAAGAGUCCGAGUCUGUGGCAGUGGUGGGGUCCACCUCUUCCAGCGGGGGCCCUAUUUCCUGCGACCCCUGCGGACUCACGUUUCCCUCAGCGGAGUCCCUUACCCUGCACGCCCGCUCCGUCCACCCCCUCUUUGUCUGCCCACGCUGUGGCAAGCAGUUCAACCACGCCAGUAACCUCAACAGGCACAUGGCCAUCCACCGGGGCACCAAAUCGCACCGCUGCCACCUGUGCCACAAGACCUUCACACAGAAGUCAACGCUGUGCGACCACAUGAACCUGCACAGCGGCGAGCGGCCGCACCGCUGCUCCUACUGCCACGUGCGCUUCGCCCACAAACCUGCCCUGCGACGCCAUCUAAAGGAGCAACACGGAAAGACCACUGCCCAGAAUUGUAUGGAGGCCCAGAGGGAGAGGGACAGGGAGAGAGAUGAAGGGGGGGUCUGACAGAGGGGUUGUUUCUGGUUCAUUCUCUUGCUGGGUGCUCGCUUUAAAGCUCUGAUAUGGCGAGAUUGGACUUCUGAGGAGGGCUGUGAGCGAAGCAACAAUAUGGAGAAUUCGGAUUGAAAAGGGGGCUUUUGGUGAGGAAAGGAGCUGAAGGGGUAGAGAAAGAGGACAUGCUUUGGUCCUGUUACUCCUCCUGCGAUUAGAAGGGAUAUUUCUAGUAUGACUUCUUUAGAUCAGAGAUAAUUAUUUAGUUCCAUUGGUCUUGAUGGUGUUCUUUCACAAUCAGGCCAAACUCAGUGCCCGGGUGCCAUUUGUGCAAGAAUCUCAGCUGGGUUGGGAACAGACAGAAGUUCAACCCACAUUCGAACUUUGCUUGUGGAGAACCGAUCUGUUUCAACUCCAGGACAUUAUCCGAUAGUACAGCGGUGUCCAGUCCAGAAAGACUGUUGGGAGUGUGUGUUUAUGCUGCAACUCCCUAAUUAGAUUAGUAAUUGGAGGACUGAUUGGCUGAAGAGUCCUAACACCUGGCGUGAACAGCUGAGCUAAAGGUUACGGAUAAGAUUGCCCACCCUGAGAUAGUAGAACCUGUGAUGUUGGCCAAAGGUUGUAGAUGGUUCCUGUUUGCCUUUUUAUCUGUGAUGUACAGUUAGGGGCUGGUUUUUAAGAAGGUUUAAUGCCGUUGUUUUAGUUUAGGUAAAGCACGUUAAAAAUGUUACAGUGUGUCACUUCUGUAAUCAGUAACCUUAACAGAAUUUGGUAAAAUGAACACUGAAAAGUACAUGGAGUAAUCUACUGUAAAAUUACUGUUACCUUCGUGUCCUGUUUCCCCAGUACAGUUUGUCCAUGUUUCAUUGUUACUAAAAUGAUCAUAUUCAUGUUUGAAACAUCUACAGGUCAUUUCUCUUGUUGUUGCAAACAGCUAUAUUUUUCAUGUCUAAUAUGAACAUUAAAACAAUUUUGUUUUUUA
This is a messenger RNA of Brienomyrus brachyistius, 3222 nucleotides long. RefSeq names its product zinc finger and BTB domain-containing protein 12-like. Lineage: Eukaryota; Metazoa; Chordata; Actinopteri; Osteoglossiformes; Mormyridae. Gene Ontology annotation, cellular component: nucleus. The transcript has 5 exons. Gene Ontology annotation, biological process: regulation of transcription by RNA polymerase II. Gene Ontology annotation, molecular function: RNA polymerase II cis-regulatory region sequence-specific DNA binding; DNA-binding transcription factor activity, RNA polymerase II-specific; protein binding. The record is from RefSeq and is a predicted model, not a curated record. The coding region runs from base 576 to 2255 and encodes 559 amino acids.